CCCACCGGAAAACAGACACACUCCCUCCCAUGGCUGCGUCUCUCUCCUCCUUCUUCACUCUUCACCCCCUUCGCAUCAAACUCCAUAGACAUUGCAUCAAUCACAGGCUUAUUUCCUCCUCAUCAAACUCCCAACAAUUCUUCAUUAUUUCAUCCCGUCUCCCCCAAAAACGCCAUUUCAAAAGACCUUUCUCGCUCAAGUUCUCCAGAAAUUUGUCACAGUGUUCUGGAAACCCCAUAUUCAAUGAUGAUAGGAAGAACAGUACACCAAGCUUUCAACAUUUCCAAGCUCAAGCUCAAGCUCAAGCUCAAGCCACUGCUCUCACAUCUUCCGAUGAUGCUGUUCCGUCCUCUGAAGUUCUUCCAAGAAGUCGUAUUUAUCAGGAAACAUAUGGAUGCCAGAUGAAUGUAAAUGAUAUGGAGAUUGUCUUGUCUGUUAUGAAAAAAGCUGGAUAUGAUGAAAUUGUGGACGAGCCUGAAAGUGCCGAGAUAAUCUUCAUCAACACUUGCGCGAUUAGGGACAAUGCUGAACAAAGAGUAUGGCAGAGACUUAAUUAUUUCUGGUUCUUGAAAAGGCACUGGAAGAGUAAUGUUAAAACUGGUCGGUCACAAUCUUUGCGUCCUCCAAAAGUUGUCGUGCUCGGUUGUAUGGCUGAGAGAUUGAAAGAUAAGAUAUUAGAUGCAGACAAAAUGGUCGAUGUUGUUUGUGGGCCAGAUGCAUAUAGGGAUUUGCCACGUUUACUAGAGGAGGUAGACAAUGGGCAAAAAGGGAUCAAUACCCUUCUUUCUCUUGAAGAAACUUAUGCCGACAUAAGUCCAGUUCGCAUCUCUAAAAAUUCUAUUUCUGCUUUCGUGUCGGUGAUGAGGGGUUGUAAUAAUAUGUGUUCUUUUUGCAUAGUUCCAUUCACUAGAGGCAGAGAGAGGUCUCGACCUGUUGAAUCUAUAGUCAAAGAAGUGGCGGAACUUGAAAAGGAAGGCGUGAAAGAGGUCACCCUUCUUGGUCAAAAUGUGAAUAGUUACAACGAUGAACAUGAUGAGGAAGUUGAGGCUGGCGGCAAUUGGAAGUUAAGUGACGGGUUUUCCAGCAAGUGUAAGGUGAAAAGUGUGGGAUUGCGUUUUGCUGAUCUUUUGGAUAGACUUUCUUUGGAGUUCCCAGAGAUGCGGUUUAGGUACACUUCUCCACACCCGAAAGAUUUCCCGGAUGAGUUGCUAUAUAUAAUGCGAGAUAGACACAAUAUUUGCAAAAAUAUUCAUUUGCCUGCACAAUCGGGAAAUAGCAACAUGCUUGAAAGAAUGAGACGAGGGUAUACAAGAGAAGCGUACUUAGAACUUGUGCACAAGAUACGGAAUAUAAUACCGGAUGUUGGAUUAACAAGUGAUUUUAUAUGUGGCUUCUGUGAUGAAACAGAGGAGGAACACAAAGAUACUUUGAGUCUUGUAAGGGCUGUUGGUUAUGAUAUGGCAUACAUGUUUGCAUAUAGCAUGAGGGAGAAAACCCAUGCUCAUAGAAAUUAUACCGAUAACGUUCCCGAGGAGGUAAAACAAAGGAGAUUAACGGAACUUAUUGAAGCAUUUCGUGAGAGUACAGGUCAGUGUUUCGACUCCCAAAUUGGCAGUAUUCAGCUUGUCUUAGUUGAAGGACCGAAUAAGAGAGCUCCUGAAACAGAGCUAAUUGGGAAGAGUGAUAGAGGCCAUAGGGUUAUAUUUACUACUUCUCCGGUACCCGAUUGGGUGGAUGGUGAUGGGGAUCGAAAUCCAAAAGUUGGUGAUUAUGUAGAAGUUCGGAUAUUGAAAUCUUCACGAGCAUCGCUAUUUGGAGCUGCAGUUGCUAUCACCACAAUGAGCUCAUUUUACAAAGUUGCACAUGAAGAAGCUGUUGCAUCUGCAAACAGAAGUUGAAACUCAAGCAGCCAUGAUCUUUGUAAGUUACAUUUUGUUUAGUUACUUGAUCUUGAGAUGACCUUUUUCUUUGGAUUUUGUCUGAUUUUUUGUAAGGAAAGCUACCAAAAAUUAGUCUCUUGUA
This is a messenger RNA of Cynara cardunculus var. scolymus (artichoke), 2022 nucleotides long. Its product is annotated as CDK5RAP1-like protein. Gene Ontology annotation, molecular function: tRNA-2-methylthio-N(6)-dimethylallyladenosine(37) synthase activity; 4 iron, 4 sulfur cluster binding. The coding region runs from base 30 to 1898 and encodes 622 amino acids. The transcript has 3 exons. The record is from RefSeq and is a predicted model, not a curated record. Lineage: Eukaryota; Viridiplantae; Streptophyta; Magnoliopsida; Asterales; Asteraceae. Gene Ontology annotation, cellular component: mitochondrion; cytosol. Gene Ontology annotation, biological process: tRNA modification; negative regulation of cyclin-dependent protein serine/threonine kinase activity.